This is a messenger RNA of Chironomus riparius, 1458 nucleotides long. NCBI's taxonomy places the organism in Eukaryota, Metazoa, Arthropoda, Insecta, Diptera, Chironomidae. The record is from the annotation of a GenBank genome assembly.
AUGGCGAUUGUAAAUCCAGGCAAGUAUUUUUGUUGGGGCACAGCAAAAUUGAUAAAAGGAACCUACAUUGUCGGAGGUGUAAAGCCUGGCUUAUUUGAGAUAAUGUCACAGACCGCAAAUUUUACUCCAGACUAUUUUGUGAGCAACUAUAUUAAACCUUAUGAUGCUGAAGUGUUUUUUCACGUUUUUGAUUUGAGGACACAUUUGGGAUCUGAACUUCACAUGACAACGAGCUUUAUUGAGCUGCGAGAGAUCGUCAUUACAACACCUGGAGAGCUUUAUACGUCUUAUGAGAAGCUGUGGCUUCCUUUUGAUGAUGCAACUUGGACGAUUCUUAUUUCAACAUUUUUAAUAGCUUUUGCAGCAACUUUCGUUAUUUAUCAACUUCCAAUAAUCAUUCAAAUUGGAGUUUUUGGUGAGAAUGUCAAAACACCGUCGCUCAAUGUUUUCAGCACAUUUUUUGGAAUUCCACAGAUUAAGCUCCCAAAAAGUCACAUUCCAAGGUUUAUUCUCAUUUUAUUUGUCUUUAUGUGCUUGAUUUUUCGAACAUGCUAUCAAAGUAAAUUAUUUGAGUUCUUAACAAGUGAACCAAGACGAAUUGCACCACAAACUUUACAAGAUUUAGUUGACAAUGGUUUCAAAGUUUACUGGACUGAAGACAACGAUGGAAAAUUGAACAAAACAAUCGAAAAUGAUGAGAAGCAUUGGCCUCAAAUCCACUUCCACACCGAUGAAGAAAACUACAAAAUGUUCAUGACUCAAUCAAAAAAUGCAUCAGCAAAAAUCGCAAUGAUUGCUCAAGAACUGACUCAUAAAAUGUUUGAACAUUAUGGAUACAACAUCAAAUGGCACAAACUUCCAAAUUAUUGCAUUUCAGUCAGUCAAUCUGGAUUUGCAUUUUUACAAAACAACUUUUUCUUUCGGAUUGUUGACGAGACUGUCCAAAGAUUGACAUCAGCUGGAAUCAUAAAUCGACUGAUUGAGCAAUGCUAUCCAUUAAAAGGAAAUAGAUUCGAGGCAAAAGCACCAUCUGUAUUGAAGAUUGAGGAUUUAGACUUUGGAUUCGUCAUUUGGAUUGGAUGUUGUGCUGCUUGUGUUGCUUGUUUUGUUGCUGAAUCUUUGUUUUGGAUGAUUUGUAAUAUUUUGAAGGAUUUAAAGGACAAAAGUACAACAAAUAAGUUAAAGUUUGCUAAAGUCAGUCCAGGUACUGCUAAUGCACAGCAAAUUGAUCAAUGUUGCCUUAAGGAUCAAUAUUUAUUUAGAAUUAAUAAGCCAAAGUUAAAGGAAAUGUGUAAAGAGUCAAUUGAUGGCGAACCAAUUGAUCACGAACUAAAUCUUGACGGAUUAGAUGUGGCUAAAGAAAUGGUUAAAAUGUCAGAUAUUAAGGUUCAAUCUUCCCAAGAUGUCAAUAACAUCUGCGUUGAAAAAGCUGCUCUGACUUCAGCUCCACGAGUCUAA